Molecule: messenger RNA, 672 nt
Organism: Vitrella brassicaformis
Lineage: Eukaryota; Vitrellaceae
Source: the annotation of a GenBank genome assembly
AUGGUGCGCAGGUGUCUCGUCCUGCACUGCUUGCGAAUGAUGAUCAUGGAGCAGCAGUGGGACGACAUCCAAGCGAUGGGCAGCGCUAUCAUCAAUGAGGUAGAGGGCUAAAUAGACGACCCGAGCAACGGGAGGGAUGGAUGUCAUGUCGUCCCUGUUGUGUGUUCGUGUCGAUAUUCCAUAGGUGGUUGACCACAUAUCAGUGUAUUUGGCGCACAUCAGGGCGGAAGGUGUGUCGCCGCUGCGAGUGCUGACGGCAUGGCUGGGCUCCAGGGGCAACGACGCGCCGCGCAUUGCCCGGUGGUACUUCGGGGAGCUGCUCAAGGCAUCCAUGACACCCCAAGUUUUCAAGGCGCACCCCCCCGACAUUGCACCCUUCCUGCGACGAAUGGUGCGCCUCGGCUACAAGGAUUGGCUGCUCAACCAGCUCCUCCAGAGUUCGGUCCUUCGCGAGAUAAUGGGGUCGGUACUGGACGACUAUCUCAAGGACGACGGCUCGGAUGGCCAGCCGCCGAGAAAGAGGGCGAAGGUCCAGUUGUGAUGGAUGGAUGGAUGCAUGGAUGUGGGACGGCGGAUUCAUGUACUGCUCACUGGCCAGCUGAUAUGUGAGACGUCUUUUGAUCCUCUAUCUAUGACUGCACAUAUCAGCUGGCCAGUCUUUUGUCUUAUGAG